This is a messenger RNA of Neoarthrinium moseri, 3786 nucleotides long. RefSeq lists its product as uncharacterized. NCBI's taxonomy places the organism in Eukaryota, Fungi, Ascomycota, Sordariomycetes, Amphisphaeriales, Apiosporaceae. The record is from RefSeq and is a predicted model, not a curated record. The transcript has 4 exons. Bases 1 to 3786 code for a protein of 1261 amino acids.
AUGGCGCAAGGUGCAAAUACAAAGAAGGUGUUCCGCCUUCGUAAUCUACCCGGCCAUGUUGAUCGCCAGGCUGCAACCGAACUCUUCGCGAGCUGCUUCUCUGGCAACUUUUCCAUUGCGUCGCUUGCCUCGUCCACUGAUAUCUGGCAGCGAAUUCCAACAAAAAUAGCGACUCUGACUCUCGAUGAGUCGUUACUCACCAGGCAGGUGAGCUCCGGCCUUGGUGAAUGGACGUUCGUGAUUCCAGGACUACCACACCCUCUGAUCUUGGGUCAUCAUUUCAGGGGACUCACUCCGUUCAACGAAGUAGACCCAGGGAAUCAUACACUUGACUGCAUAGCCAUAUCCGGUCUCUCCAGCCACCCGCUGGGGUCAUGGCAACCCCAUGGUGGAUCGAAAUCAUUCAUGUGGAUCCGUGACGAACUUCCUCAGCAGUUUCCAAACGUUCGGUUCAUUACUUACGGCUAUGACACUUUGCUAGCCAAGAGCAACUCAUUUCAAACGAUUUGGGACUUGGCAAACACACUAAUUAACGUUCUGCGUGCAGACGGAUGGAGCUCGUCGACUGCAAAACGAUUAGUCUUCCUAGCCCACAGCCUUGGAGGCGUGAUUGUAAAGCAGGCCCUGGUAAUGCUUGCUGGAAGCGGCCAUGCUGAAGUACACAUUGCGAGUCUCGUUCAAGGGCCCAUGCUUUUCGGUGUUCCAAGCAGUGGGAUGGCCGUAGACGAUGUUUGCGCCAUGCUUGGCAACCAGCCGAACAAAGAUGCUCUCGUCAAGGAAAUAUCCGCUGAAUCCAGUUUCUUAGCACAACUGGAGAGUCAAUUCUGGGGUAUCUCUUAUGUGCGGAAUAUCAAGCUCUGUUGGGUGUAUGAAACCAAAACAACGGGCACUCUUGAGAUCGACGAGAACCAUUCAGACAUGGUCAAGUUUACGCCAGGUGAUCACAGGACUCGUAUUGUUGCAAAUAAGCUAUCAGAUAUAUUCGGCCUGGCCAAGGUAUCUGAUCGCCAUAAGGAUCAAGUGAUAUACGAUGGAGAAGACAUACACGACGCACCACAGGGCGAGGGUAAUUCCAUGGUAAAGGUCGUCUCCGAUUCAAUCGCAAACGCUUCUUUUGGUCCUUUUACCAUCCCAGAUCCAGUGUGGUGGGACAACGAUCAGUGGGCUUUCGAAGAUGGUUUCACGGAUCUCCCUAGGUGGCUCCAAAACGGAAACGGCAUUUUUUGGGUCAGUGGGAAGCCGGGAUCGGGGAAAUCUACCCUUAUGAAGUUUGUCCACAAUGACGACAGAACACGUGAACUAUUGCAUUGUUGGAACACGUCGACCCGGCAGAUUACGGCAAACUUCUUCUUCCACUAUCGUGGCAACGUUAUUCAAAAGUCCUUCGAGGGACUUCUUAGGAGCAUCAUCAGCCAACUUCUAGAAGCCGAACCAGAGCUUUACGACGCUAUACAUGUGCUUUUCAACAAUAAGUACAACAAGCAAGUUCAUUUAGAGCGCCUUGGCAGUUUGCAAUCUGAACUCUAUAGUCUAGCUAACGAGGCUGGAUUGUCGGUGCCGAACAAUACCAACUUGAAACAUGAUGUAGAUGGUAUCAUACAAAACCAGGACGUCUCCCAUACCCUCAAAUAUCUGACGAGUAGCAUAAACUGGAAGCCAGGGCGCAUACGAAGCUGGAAUACUAAGUACGAGGAACGACUACUACAACGUGGCGAUGAACUUCUCGACAGCCCCAUGGGUGACUUGGAUCUCGACCGAGUGCGCAAGGCUCUGGACGUGCGGAUCCCAGCACCUGAUUUCGAUUCACUCAUCAUGACAUGGCGAGAAAGAAUAGAUCUCGGCUCGAACAUCAGGGCGCUCUUCGCCAAGCACCCACCCAGUUGGCUUCUGUCGGACCACUGGAAUCCUGAGCACAGCAGCGUUGUCCAUCAUUCGUCAGGAACGUCGGAAGUAGAGGAAAGAGCACGAAGGCUAGAUCAAGCCCGACUCAGGAAGCUCGAUGAUUCCAUCAAUGCCGUCUUGAUACGGCACCAACGCCGCAAAAAUAUUAAGGCGGCGAUUGAGAGUACAAAAUGGAACAGAAAAGACCUCGAGGAAAUCCUUCACUCAAUAUGUGCACAGUCGAUGUUUGAUCUCGACCUGUGCCUGUUUCUUGACGCCUUGGAUGAGUACGAUGGCCGCCCAGAGUUCAUCUCGGGAUUUCUGAAAGACCUGACCAGGGACGGACAUUUUCCGUGCACUUGGAUUCGUAUCUUGUUCUCCAGCCGGCCAUGGAAAACGUUCCGAGAUGAGUUUGAGUCGUGCCCUGGCUUCAAGAUCCAUGAGCACACCCAAAAUGACAUCCGCAAGUACUGCAUGACGAGUAUCUAUGGCCGUGGCCAGCUGUCUCAGUACCUACUGCCGUAUGUGGACGAAAUCGUCCACCGAUCAAGCGGCGUGUUCCUAUGGGUUAAACUCGUGUUGCAUGAUCUCUUCCAAGUUGUAGCGCAGCAUGGUCAUGGUGGCCAGCAACUGGCGGACCAGCUGAGGAAGACCAUGGACACUCUCCCCGACCAGCUGGAGGCCUAUUAUGUGGUUAUCCUCGAGCGGCUCUCAAAUGCUACUAGGUGGGAUGCGUAUGUGAUACUCGAGUCGCUUGUACGCUCAGUCACCAAAUUGAGCGCUACACAGCUGUCGGACAUUGUCGCCUACUCGUCCGUCCGACGAUGGAGCGACGUCCGUAAGGUGAAACCUGGCCUGCGAGAUGCUCAACAAGCAAGUAGAUUUGUCCAGGAGGCUUGUGGAGGGCUGGUGGAUGUCGAGGCAGAACACGUCCAGCUGAUGCACCAGACGGUACGGGACCUCGUCGAAGCGCCUGGAUUCCGCCAUGUUAUGUUCGACGCCAGUUACGCCGCCACGACGGACGAGAACGGCUUCUCCUUCCUGGCCAAGUACAUCUUACUCCAUCCGCACUGUGGCAUUGGGGGCCUCUUCUCGUUCUAUGCCAGGAAGGCAGAGAGGACCACGGGCUUGAGCCAACAUUCUUUCUUUUUGGGAGUACCACCAUCCUUUUUCCAGCGGCACAAAAUGGGUGACUAUGUAUCAUCACCCCUAACACUGGCAGCCUUCGCUGGCCUCGAGCUCUUUCUGGAAGACGCGCACAGAACGGAGAGCGAGGCCGUCGGGCGAUCCCGCGAGUGGCUCCUGCUGAGCACAGACGCCGGUAUAGGGCACGGCCUCGAGCCAGACGAGGCUCUCGUGAUCAUCCGGUCGCUGACGGCCAAGGGUUUUGCUGUCGACCGGGACCCAGCUGGGCUGAGUUCCUUCGUGCGGCAAAUGUGGGGGGUUCGACACCAGAGGUGCGUCAACAACUUAGGGGGAUUGGACCGGAGGUUUGUCGACAUUGUAGCCACGCUUGUCGACCAUCUAAGCAACCUCGAGAUCUCCAUCCAAUGGAAAGACUUCGAUUUCGAGGAGAACAAUGAAGAAAAAGACAAGACCAUGAUGCCAUUGCCAGACAGAAAUCCCUUUUACGACACCCAUGGCUACAGAACCAAGGGCCCGACCAUAUCCGGGAAGAUUCUCCACCUCAGUCCACCAAGUAUUGCGAGGAUCCUCUUGGAACGAGGUGCUGACCCCAACGCUGCAGACUCGCUUCAGCGGUCACCCUUGGAUUACCUUCUGUUUGCUGGAUCGCUGCAUUCUGCCAAACUGCAUUAUAUCAAUGAGCUACAAGAGCUAUUGAAAAGUUACGGUGGGAGGUUCCGCCGCACGCUUGAGACUGAUGGUCCUGCUUUGCAUGACUAA